AUGGGAGUGCUACAGCCACGAGCUCGUCGUGACUCCCGCGCAUCGGCCCUAUCACAUCGCAAUUGGGGUUUCGAUCGCGAUGCAGACUUCUCCGUCCAAUCCUCCUCACUGGUGGAGCACGCCAACGCAAACCUAGGCAGCUCCCCCGGUGCCGGCAUGGAGCCUUCAAGUUAUAACAGCUCCAGUCUACGUACUCCAAGCCGCUCCUUUGUUCAUCGUUCCUUCAAUACUCCCACCGACCCGGCUCACUAUGCCACAGAUAGUCUCCGGGAACAGACUGCGGAGCUGGCUACCUACGGUCUAUCCUUGAAUAAAAAGCCCUCGCGGGGACGAACAAGCUUGCCGCCUGGUCUAGAUAUCUUCCGGGAGCAAAACCGACACCAUCAACCUGGUCCCAGCGGCUCGCAGGAUGCUAUUGCCAGUUCCUUGCCCACACUAGGAGAAACAUCUGUUGAUCUGGAAACUGCCCCGAAAGAUCUCUCUCCCUCAUCUUCGGCUCUUACCGAUAUGAUGCGUGGUUCAUACCCGGAUUUUGUGGAUGAAAAUGCCAAAACAAUUGAAGAGACACCAUUUCCGCCAUUGCCGACCAUCCUAGACGAACCCGAGCCGCGAGACUCGGAAAGAACAUCGUUAUUAUCCAAAACUCGAUCCAGGUCACCCCAUGGUUAUGGAGCAGUCGAGGAUAUCGAGAAUCAGGGCUUUACAGCCCGACGACCAGCCAAGUUCUUCAUCAAGGGGAGGGCCAAUGUUGCCAAGUGGUCCAGGAUACUAUUUAAUCCAAAGUCCUGGGAUAGACGUGCGAUUUGGCAAGAAGGAGUCGUUCAUCCUUUCAGUCUAAUCCCCGCGGUCCUGUUAGGUCUUCUCCUCAACAUUCUUGAUGCUUUGUCCUACGGAAUGAUCCUAUUCCCACUGGGAGAGCCGCUUUUUGCAGCUCUUGGAUCUGAUGGAAUCUCAAUGUUCUAUGUCAGUACCAUCAUCUCACAGGUGGUAUUCUCAUGUGGAGGCUCGAUCUUCAAGGGAGGAAUCGGAAGCGAGAUGAUUGAGGUUGUGCCAUUCUUUCAUCAGAUGGCGUUUACCAUUCUUGCCCGAAUUGGCAAUGACAACCCUCAGUCAGUGCUGGCGACAACCAUUUUAGCUUUCUCGGUCAGCUCCGUCUUGACAGGGUUGGUAUUCUUUCUCAUGGGCGUUUGCGGGCUCGGUUCGCUUAUUGGAUUCUUCCCUCGUCAUAUCCUUAUCGGCUGCAUUGGUGGUGUGGGUUAUUUCCUCCUUGCAACCGGAGUUGAGGUCUCCGCCCGCUUGUCCGGCUCCCUCGAUUACAACCUCAUUACCUUACAGAAGCUCUUUCAACUCGACACUUUUCCACUUUGGAUUAUACCCUUGUCUCUAGCAAUUGCUCUCCUCAUUUUGAAGCGUUUUAUUCGAUCAACAUUCCUGGUUGGCACUUAUUUCAUGGCGGUUGCGGGCUUGUUUUAUGUCGUUAUCCUAUGCGCAGGUAUCCCAAUGGAUACUCUGCAUCAGAAGGGAUGGGUCUUUGAUGCACCAUCAUCCAACAAUCCGUGGUACCACUUCUAUACUCUUUAUGACUUUUCUGCCGUCAACUGGACUGCCUUUGCCGACACGAUCCCGGCAAUGUUUGCUCUGACCUUCUUCGGAGUUCUUCAUGUGCCUAUCAAUGUGCCAGCCCUUGGCAUCUCGACCGGAGAAGACAAUCUCAAUGUGGACCGAGAGCUUAUGGCACACGGUGUGACCAAUGCUCUCUCGGGAUUUGCCGGGAGUAUUCAAAACUAUCUUGUGUACACCAACAGCUUGAUGUUUAUUGCUAGUGGUGGAUCCUCCCGUUUGGCGGGACUUAUGCUGGCUGCAGCCACCGCAGGAAUCAUGGUCAUGGGACCAGUGAUCAUAGGAUACAUUCCUGUUAUGGUUGUCGGUGCUCUGAUUUUUCUUCUGGGUAUUGAGUUACUUGAGGAGGCAUUGGUAGACACAUGGGGGAAAUUGUCGCGUCUGGAAUACUUGACGGUGGUGAUAAUUGUUCUCACUAUGGGGGCUGUUGAUUUCGUGAUGGGAAUCUUGGUUGGAAUCAUUCUGGCCUGCGUCAACUUUGUGGUACAGACCUCUCGCAAGUCUGCCAUUCGAGCAACUUUCUCGGGAGAAAUUGCAGGCUCGACCGUCCGUCGCCCUCCUAUUCAACAAGAGUUCUUGCAUGAAGCUGGACAACAGACGCUCAUAAUGAAACUGGGCGGUUAUCUCUUCUUCGGCACGAUCGUGAAUGUAGAAAACACCAUGCGAGGACUAAUAGAGGAGGAAGCCUUCCAGCAACAACCGAUCCGCAACCUGAUUCUAGACUUCUCCCGGGUCUAUGGAUUGGACUUCUCGGCAGCCGAGGCCUUCACACGCAUCAAUCGUGUUCUACGCAAACGCAAUGUCCAGACGACCAUCUCCGGCCUCGAUAUCGAGGGCGAAGUCGGCAAAAGUCUACAGAACGUGGGUUUGUUCGAGUCCGACUCGGGCGUACCAAUCUUCGAAGACCUAAACUCAGCCCUCGAAUUCUGCGAGAACGGUUACCUGAAAGUCUUUUACAGCCGCCAAGAAGCCCUCCUUAGCACACGCACCGGCACCCCCGAUCCCAACAACGAUAACAGCCUCCAAGUCCCGAUCCCCGUCUCCGUCCCAUCUCUCCCCCGGCCCAGCCUCGCAGACAACAUCGUCAGCUCCCCUCGAGGCCAGUACCUGCAACGAGUCGCAACAACUACAAUCCGCGAACAUGAACAAGAAGCAACCUUCAUGGCAGCCCCAGCCUGGUCCACAAUGCGCCAACCCCUCCCCCUCCUCCUCCAAACCUUCCAAGGCCUCUCGACCCAAAAUGAAGAUUUCUGGUUCCCCGCCUGCGCCUACUUCUCGCGCGAAUCCUUCCCCACCGGCGCAAUCCUGUACCACGAAGGCGACAUUCCGCGCGCCUUCUACCUCCUCGAAUCAGGCAUGUUGCGCUGCGAGUACGAUCUUCCACAAGGCCGGUACUUUGAACUUGUCGUCGCGGGCCGGCCCUGCGGCGAGCUGCCGUUCUUCAGUGAUACGCGCCGCACGGCGACGGUGAAGGCGGAACACGAGUGUAUUGCUUGGUCAUUGAGUGAUGAGCGGUGGAAGGAAUUGCAGGAGAAAGAACCUCGCAUCGCUCGCGAACUGUUGACUGUUAGCUUGAAGCUAACGACUGAGAGGAUGGAUUGCAUCACCUCGUACGUGUUAACGAUGGCUGCUUGA
Messenger RNA from Penicillium manginii, 3255 nucleotides. Its product is annotated as sulfate transporter family protein. NCBI's taxonomy places the organism in Eukaryota, Fungi, Ascomycota, Eurotiomycetes, Eurotiales, Aspergillaceae. Gene Ontology annotation, cellular component: membrane. The transcript has 6 exons. The coding region runs from base 1 to 3255 and encodes 1084 amino acids. The record is from RefSeq and is a predicted model, not a curated record.